Cladophialophora yegresii CBS 114405 is the source of this 1200-nucleotide messenger RNA. RefSeq lists its product as uncharacterized. Bases 1 to 1200 code for a protein of 399 amino acids. Lineage: Eukaryota; Fungi; Ascomycota; Eurotiomycetes; Chaetothyriales; Herpotrichiellaceae. The record is from RefSeq and is a predicted model, not a curated record. The transcript is spliced from 2 exons. Gene Ontology annotation, molecular function: oxidoreductase activity; FMN binding.
AUGAGUGGCAUCAAGUCCGCCCGCGGUGUCCCGUCGCCGGAGUACCUCCGCCUGUACCAACGGUGGGGCGAGGGAGAUAUCGGCAUCAUCGUCUCCGGCAACACGAUGGUGCGCUACGACGCCGUCGAAGCAUACGGUAACCCUAUCAUCGUGGACGACCACGACGGUCGCGUGGCAAAAUUCAAGGAAGUCACUUCGGUGGCCAAAGCCCAGGGUUCGUUAGUCGUCGCGCAGCUCUCCCAUCCGGGCCGACAGGGGACCAAGUAUUUGAACCCGAACCCCAUCAGCGCGAGUGACGUGCAUUUGACGAUUAAAUGGGCGGGCAACGAGUUCGCGAAGCCCCGACCCAUGACGGUGCCGGAGAUCAAGGAGAUGGUGAGGACUUGGGGCGAGAGCGCGUAUCUAUGCUGGAAGGCCGGGUUUGAUGGCGUUCAAGUCCAUUGCGCGCAUGGCUACCUGCUCGCGCAAUUCCUCAGCCCUACCACGAACCGACGCACGGACGAGUAUGGCGGAGACCUGAACAACCGGUCACGCAUUGUGUUUGAGAUCAUCGACGAGAUCCACCGGCGAGUGCCCGAUCCGGGGUUCAUCGUCUGCGUGAAGCUGAAUAGCGUCGAGUUCCAGGACAAGGGCACCACGCCCGAGGAUGCACGCGAUCUAUGCCUCAAACUCGAAGAAGCGAGGGUGGACUUUGUGGACCUGAGCGGAGGAACGUUCGAGGGGCGGGCCUUCGAACACAAGAAACAGAGCACGAUUGCACGAGAGGCUUAUUUUAUCGAAUUCGCGGAAAUGAUUCGGCCGCUGCUGAAGAAGACCAAGGUAUACGUGACUGGUGGGCUUCGCACGGCUGCGGGCAUGGUCAAAGCCAUCGAGGAGGGCGCUUGUGAUGGGAUAGGUAUUGGUAGGCCCUUGGCCGCAGAACCCUACCUUGUCAAGGAGAUCCUGGAGGGAAAGGUCACUGGUGCGAUUGAGAAUUAUGUGCCGCUGCCGUUGAACACGCAGAGCAGUGGCACACAGCUGCAUCAGAUUGGGCAUGGAGACGAGUUGAUUAGUGAUUGGUCUGUGGAGGCCGAGGUGAAGAGGUGGAUUGAAGCGCACGAGAAGGAAACAGAGAGGAAGCUCAGCAUCUUGCCGAAGGUGGAUAGCUCGGGAUAUGCGCCAUUGAAGGCUGAAGCUGGGUUUGCGUAUUUGGCGGCUUGA